AUGCCAGGAGUACUGUUAAAUGAUGUUUCAUGUCGAUUAACCCAUAUUCAGGCGCAGUUAAAAAUGUUGCAAGAAAAAAUCAAUGAUAAUAGCACUCUUUUCGAAUCGAUAGCAAGACAAAUAGAACGUGGUCAUGCAUUAGUUAAAGAGUUACAAGAUAUCGAAAAUAGAACUAAAGAAUUAAUAGUGAAAAGUAGUGAUGAUGAUCAUGAUCAAUUAAAUGCUUGUUUAGAGGACUAUGUGACAACAUUAACCGGUGAUGGUCCUCGAAAAUGUCAAACAUUUAUUGAAGUGUGUGAGUUAUUGUUAUAUUACACUCAGCAAGCUGAUUUUGAAAAAUAUUUUGGAUCAUUGAAUCGAAACAUGAAUGAAUGUGAAACAGUAUUAGGGACAAAUAAACAAUUUCAACCAAAAAUCAUUGAUAUUUUUCAAUCGCUUGAAAAGGAUCUUGGCCAACAUAUUAUACCAAGUAUACCAUGUAGAGUCGGUUUUAUAGGUCAAAUAAGUGUGGGAAAAAGUUCACUUUCAAAUGCUUUACGACAUACUGAUGUUGACUAUUUGAAAAAUUCACAAACAGAAAUAAUUGCUCAAAAGAAACUCUCUUCUCCAAUUCGUGUUGGUAAAAGUACAUUUUGUAGAAUGGAGUUUGAACAUGAGUAUGAAGAUGGUAAAAAAGUUAUUUUUGUUGAUAUUGAAGGAUCAACAGACAGUGAAUCAAAUUUAAAAUCAGGAAAUUAUUUCGAUGAAAUAAAAAAAGCAGACUGUGAUCUUUAUAUUAUUGUAUUUAACAAUCAGUUUACAGAUGUUCAUCAUGAGUGGCAACGUUAUAUUGUCAAUAUAUUAGAGCGUAAAUGCAUCCUGGUACGAAGCAAUACAGAUGAUUUAUUUCUCAGAACAUAUGAAGAGAGUGUUGGUCAAAGCUUCGACUUAACCGAUAAUGAACGAAAGGAAAAAUAUGCAAAAAAUGUGAUUGAACAAAUUCGAAAGAUUGCUAGCUUUGACAUCAAAGGGCAAGAGUUAUCUGAUGUAUAUUUAACCUCUGUCUGUAACAAAAGUAGUCUGAAAAAGUAUCUAGCCACAAUACCAUGUUUAAAUUUUGAUUUUGAAAAAUUAGAGGGUUAUAUCAGAAUCCUACCGUUAACUUUACACAAAAGUCGUCUACAAAAAAUGGCUGUAUCUGCAAUGGCACGAGUUAUUAAUAUUUGUUUUCGUCGUGGUUAUGUCAUGAAUAUAUUUAAAUAUAAUAUUGCUGCAGGUGUUGCUGCUUUUCUACCAUUUCUUGAUUUGAUUCCAAGAUAUUUAGGACGAGAAAACAUUCGUCAAGCAUUUGGUGUUAAUACUCGUUCACGUUUAAUGAACUGGUGGAAGGGUACAACAGAUGAGUUCAAAGUUUAUUUAAGUAAAUUUAAAAUUACCCUUGAUGAAGCAGGUUUCAAAACAUCAGCUUUUAAAGAAACAUUUCACAUUAAAAAGACUGAUAUUCGAAACUCAGCAGUAAGUGUAUCAUCGUCAACAAUCACAAAAGGUGUAACAAGUGUUGGUGUUGUCGGUAUUGCUCUUUCGGAUGAUGUUCUUAGACUCGCUGGUAUCGGCGCAAUCAAUGCAAUUCGUGGUCUAUCCAUUAGUUUAAUAGUUGUUGGUGGAGUUCUUACAGCAGGCAUGUGUGUUUGGUCAGCUGUAUCAAAUGGUAAACAAAUGUAUAGUUAUUUAAAUCGACUUUGUGAUGAUCUUAUCAUUGUUAGUCAACAUGUAGCUCUCAAAAUCCUCGACGAUAACAAUGAAAUACGAGAGUAUUUUUCAAAUUGA
Molecule: messenger RNA, 1806 nt
Organism: Rotaria sp. Silwood1
Lineage: Eukaryota; Metazoa; Rotifera; Eurotatoria; Philodinida; Philodinidae
Source: the annotation of a GenBank genome assembly